GUCAUCAGUGAGGAUUUACGACUGGUCAACAAAGGCACGUGAUUCCCGAACGCUCUCCCAUAUUUGGCCGCAUACCUGGCAAAGUACAGUAGGGCUUCAUUGCUUAUAAUUCAUGAUUGCAUCCAUAAAUCGUGCAAGCACACAGGAUUAUAGCGACAAAGAUCUACAAAUCGAGGCUUUAAAAAUCCAAGCAAAUGAGCUCUUACUUUGUAAACUCGUUCUCAGGGCGCUAUCCAAAUGGCUCCGACUAUCAGUUACUAAAUUAUGGGACUAACGGCGCUGUGAGCGGUUCCUUCAGAGACCCUGGCACCAUGCACUCCGGGUCUUUCGGCUACAACUACAAUGGCAUGGACCUAACCGUGAACCGCACCAACACCGGCAGCCACUUCGGUGCCGUGAGAGAGGAUGCCCGGGGAUUCGCGCCGGACGCCCGGUACAGACAGACGCCCAACUGCUCGCUCUCGUCUCCAGAUCCGGUGCCGCCGUCGUGCGCCACAGCCAGCCGGGAGCCGCUGGAACUAAAAAGCCCCUCUCCUCCCUCUGACCGGAGCGCGACCUCGGGCGGCAACAACCUCAACAAAAGCAACAGCGCUCAUUUCACGGAGAUAGAGGACGCCACCGUCGCCUCCGAGACCGAGGAGGGCGCACACAGCAGCGGCGGCGGCUCCGGCACGGCACCGCGGGCGCAGCAGCAGCAGCAGCAGCAGCAGCAGCAGCACCAGGACCCCAACGCCACCUCCUCCACUCCCACAUCAAACGAUUGCCAAUCGCCACAAAUAUUCCCCUGGAUGCGGAAACUGCACAUAAGCCAUGAUAUGACUGGACCUGAUGGGAAAAGGGCCCGAACCGCGUACACCCGCUACCAGACGCUAGAGCUGGAGAAAGAGUUUCACUUCAAUAGGUACCUAACCAGACGGCGGAGGAUAGAGAUAGCCCACGCCCUGUGUCUUUCCGAAAGACAGAUCAAAAUCUGGUUUCAGAACCGCAGGAUGAAGUGGAAGAAGGACAAUAAACUGAAAAGCAUGAGUCUUGUAACAGGAGGCAGCGCCUUCCACAACUGAAUAACUUUUUUUUUUUUUUUUUUUUUUGGAGGAGAGUAAAAAGAAUAAUAGUUUAAAAAAAAAAGAAAAAAGAAAGAAAAAUCCAUGAGUACUGUAAAAGCUAUUUGAAAAAAGCGCAGCACCUUUCCAGCAUGCUAUUGUGAUAGAAAAAGAAGUAUUCUGUGGUCUUAAAAUGCCAUUUUUAGUUGACUGUUGUUGUUAUAUGAUAGCUUUAGAUGUCCUAUUUGGAAACAAAUUAAGAUGUAAAUAUUAUUGGGGGUAUUACUUGUCCAUGCUUUUUGCUCUCUCUCUCUCUCUCUCUCUCUCUAUCUUGAAGGUGUUUCAACUUGAGCUCUUUAUUGUGACUUAUUGACGGUCUAACAGGAGUAAAAAAAUUCAUUGUACAGUUAAAAAAAAACACACACAGAAAAAAACUAAAACAAAAAAACCAUAUGCUGCUCUUCAUUGAAUGUAAACCUAAUGUAUUCCGGGGCCAUUCAAAGCGCUUUAGUGUAAGUUUUACUGCUAUUUUUGAUGGUUAUCUUGUGGCCAGAUUCCAUAAAACUUUCAUAAAAACCAAGCCAAUGUGUAGCUCUAGGGUAUUUUGUGCAUCUAUUAUUAUUAUUAUUAUUGUUUUAGAACUAAUUAUGAGCAAUGCAAAUGUAUUCAACCUGUCAAUGUGAUAAAUUUUUAGUGCAAAGGGUUAUUCUGUGGAUAGGCAGUGAUGUGAAAGCUUCUUUCGCCAAUAAGCUUUUUGUAUUUGUAAGUGAACUCAUAGCGCUUGGAAAUAAAGUUUCUCUCAAUUGCUUUGAA
Molecule: messenger RNA, 1853 nt
Organism: Dicentrarchus labrax (European seabass)
Lineage: Eukaryota; Metazoa; Chordata; Actinopteri; Moronidae
Gene: hoxb5b
Product: homeobox B5b
Exons: 2
Coding region: 195-1061 (288 amino acids)
Biological process (GO): anterior/posterior pattern specification; regulation of transcription by RNA polymerase II
Cellular component (GO): nucleus
Molecular function (GO): DNA-binding transcription factor activity, RNA polymerase II-specific; RNA polymerase II cis-regulatory region sequence-specific DNA binding
Source: RefSeq, a predicted model, not a curated record